Molecule: messenger RNA, 1925 nt
Organism: Carlito syrichta (Philippine tarsier)
Lineage: Eukaryota; Metazoa; Chordata; Mammalia; Primates; Tarsiidae
Gene: SERPIND1
Product: serpin family D member 1
Exons: 5
Coding region: 285-1784 (499 amino acids)
Biological process (GO): negative regulation of endopeptidase activity; blood coagulation
Molecular function (GO): serine-type endopeptidase inhibitor activity
Source: RefSeq, a predicted model, not a curated record
UGUGCACGUCAACACAGUGACCAUCAUCAUAUACUCAAAAUAUCAGCUACAUAAGAACUGAAGCUGAGGAGUCGCAAGUCACUCAGCAGUGAUCAAAGGCACAGUUGAGGGGGUUUGUGCUGACCAAGCUAGUUGCCUGGUGUUUGGAUUGGAACAUAUUUACUUUGAAAAUAUGCACCAACAGCCCAGCACCAAAGUUCACAUAGAAACCCUGCUGGUGACCUUGGUUGCUUCCAUCUCUGCAGUACCACUUCUCAGAAGCUAAGAGCUUUAGCUCUGCCAAAAUGAAACACCCGCUCCACUUGCUUCUCCUUUCCCUCAUCAUAACAUCUGUGUGCGGAGGUAGCAAAGGCCUGCUGGAUCAGCUUGAGAAAGCAGGGGAAAUGGUUAAGUCUGCAGAUCCCCAAUGGGAACAAUUGAAUAAUAAAAACCUGAGCAUUCCCCUUCUCCCUGCUGACUUCCACAAGGAAAACACAGUCACCAAUGAUUGGAUUCCAGAGGGGGAGGAGGACGAUGACUAUCUAGACCUGGAGAAGAUAUUCAAUGAAGAUGAUGACUACAUCUACAUCAUUGACAGUCUGCCUGUUUCCCCGACAGACUCUGAAGUGAAUAUUGGGAACAUCCUUCAGCUUUUCCAUGGCAAGAGCCGGAUCCAGCGUCUUAACAUCCUCAAUGCCAAGUUCGCUUUUAACCUCUACCGAGCACUGAGAGACCAGGUCAACACUUUUGAUAAUAUCUUCAUAGCACCCGUUGGUAUUUCUACUGCGAUGGGUAUGAUUUCUCUAGGUCUGAAGGGAGAGACCCAUGAACAAGUACACUCAAUUUUGCAUUUUAAAGACUUUGUGAAUGCUAGCAGCAAGUAUGAGGUCAUGACCAUUCAUAAUCUCUUCCGUAAGCUGACUCAUCGCCUCUUCAGGAGGAAUUUUGGGUACACGCUGCGGUCAGUCAAUGACCUAUACGUCCAGAAGCAGUUUCCAAUCCUGGAUGACUUCAAAACCAAAGUGAGAGAGUACUACUUUGCUGAGGCCCAAGCGGCUGACUUCUCAGACCCUGCCUUCAUAUCGAAAACCAACAACCACAUCCUGAAGCUAACCAAGGGCCUCAUCAAAGAUGCUCUGGAGAAUAUAGAUCCUUCUACUCAGAUGAUGAUUCUCAACUGCAUCUAUUUCAAAGGAUCUUGGGUGAAUAAAUUCCCAGUGGAAAUGACACACAACCACAACUUCCGACUAAAUGAGCGAGAGGUGGUCAAGGUUUCCAUGAUGCAGACCAAAGGAAACUUUCUUGCAGCAAAUGACCAGGAGCUUGACUGUGAUGUCCUUCAGCUGGAGUAUGUGGGGGGUAUUAGCAUGCUCAUUGUGGUCCCACAUAAGCUGUCUGGCAUGAAGACCCUUGAAGCACAGCUGACACCCCAGGUGGUGGAGAGAUGGCAAAAAAGCAUGACAAACAGAACACGAGAGGUACUUCUGCCAAAAUUCAAGCUGGAGAAGAACUACAAUCUGGUUGAGCCCCUGAAGUCCAUGGGGGUCACGGCACUGUUUGACAAAAACGGCAACAUGGCAGGAAUCUCAGACCAAAGGAUCACCAUAGACCUGUUCAAACACCAAGGCACCAUCACAGUGAAUGAGGAGGGUACCCAGGCCGCUGCUGUGACCACAGUCGGGUUCAUGCCACUGUCCACUCAAGUCCGCUUCACUGUCGACCGCCCCUUUCUGUUCCUCAUCUAUGAGCACCGCACCAGCUGCCUGCUUUUCAUGGGGAGAGUGGUUAAUCCCAGCAGGUCCUAGAGGUGGAGAUCUGCGUCUGAAGUGUUUGGGGGCACUAUGUCAUUUUUUUUUCCAUUCUAAUGAGAACAGAGAUGUCUUGGCUUCAUGACUUCCAUAUGCUAGCAUCAAUCUAAGUUCAGGGCCCAUAUGAGAGAAGGAACU